UAAGUUUCUUAAACUUUUAUCAAACAUGUUCCUACUGCAGUUCGAAACAGUGGUAUAGUAUUUUAUACCAGGCGGGGAGUGUGACGUAAUAUUAUCAGGUAAUGAGAAGGGACCUUUUAUUUUGAAGGCGAGUUGCUCCCUCUAGUUUCCGGUAGUCUCCACUCGACAGUCAGACGCUCACUGGUUUACACAGGAGACAGAUUUACGUGUUUCAGCGCUCCAAGUUUGUUGUUUCUUCCCACAAAGUGCCUUGGAAACAUUGUCUGCGACAUCAGCGGAGCUUCCAGCUGCGUGACUUCCCUCAGAGACACUGGGUCAACACACCCGUGGCCACACCCCCUUUCGACUUUCAGGAGUUCACACAGGAGAGUGAAGGCAGUGGAACCUGACAAAAAUCAUUUGUUACUCCAGUUAAUCACUUUUGAAACUCGUAACACACUAAAUUGGAAAAAUGUGCAAAUUUCAAAAGGUGAGAAUGUUGAUGGAGGAGCGACUAAAUGUUACUGUUAAAGAAAUAUUUGGAGUGUUGGAAAGAACCAUAGCAGAGUACGAGGAGGAACUUUCUAGGACAAAGGAGGAGAACAAACGUCUACAACAACUACUGGAUGCUGUUUUUAAACCUCAAGCAGACGUCCAGCGGGUGUCAGCGAAGAGUCAUGAAGAGAUUCCCUCCUGGCAGCAGGAGUGGCACACCAGUGUGGGACAGAAUGAGCUACAGGUCCCCUCCCACAUUAAAGAGGAGCAGCCCUGGGAGCAGCUUCGUGAUGGAGAUGAAGCUCAGUCCUUACAGUUUCAUCACAGUCAAAGUGAGGAGAAGAGAGGGGCGGAGCUUUUAAGUCAACACAUCACGGAAGCUGAUGGAGAGAAGUGUGAAGAUAUACACUCAGAACCAGACCGCAUCUUUGCUCCACUGUCAGACAUGGGCGACAUGAUGUCAGACUCUUCUGAUCACAGUGACGACUUCCAAAAACCUUUGGAGAGUAAAAAUUACUCUAAAUGUGAUACAAGACAUCACACUAACAAGAACCCCUUUGACUGCUCUGAAUGUGGAAAAUCAUGUAGACAGAAGAUUGAUUUCACAAGACACAUGAGAAUACAUACUGGAGAGAAACCUUUUACUUGCUCUGUUUGUAAUAAGAGUUUCUCCAGAAAGCAUCACAUGUCCACACACAUGAGAAUACAUACUAGGGAGAAACCUUUUGCUUGCUCAACUUGUGCUAAAAGAUUCAACACUAAGAAUCACAUGAUAUUACACAUGAGAACACAUACUGGGGAGAAACCUUUUACUUGCUCCGUUUGUAAGAAGAGUUUCUCCACAAAGCGUGACAUGACCACACACAUGAGAACACACACUGGAGAGAAACCUUUUACUUGCUUCGUAUGUAAAAAGGGUUUCUCCGCAAAGCGUGACAUGACCACACACAUGAGAACACACACUGGAGAGAAACCAUUUACUUGCUCUGUUUGUAAUAAGAGUUUCUCCAGAAAGCAUCACAUGACCACACACAUGAGAACACACACUGGAGAGAAACCGUUUAGUUGCACUGUGUGUAAUUUAAUGUUCAGGUUUAAGCAGCAGGUCAGUAAACACAAGUGUGUAACAGUCUUUGAAGCUGCAGGGAUUUAAAACCACUUUAACAGUGAUUGUGCUAAAUGUACUUUAAAUACACAGCAUGUUUAAUAUGAAUGUAUAUUUUGUGUUGUAUGUAGUGCUUAUCAUUUUUUAGUAUUAAAUGUUGUCCUGUAAUUA
Messenger RNA from Nerophis ophidion (straightnose pipefish), 1750 nucleotides. Its product is annotated as gastrula zinc finger protein XlCGF57.1-like. Gene Ontology annotation, molecular function: DNA-binding transcription factor activity, RNA polymerase II-specific; RNA polymerase II cis-regulatory region sequence-specific DNA binding. Gene Ontology annotation, biological process: regulation of DNA-templated transcription. The record is from RefSeq and is a predicted model, not a curated record. The coding region runs from base 452 to 1627 and encodes 391 amino acids. The transcript has 4 exons. Lineage: Eukaryota; Metazoa; Chordata; Actinopteri; Syngnathiformes; Syngnathidae.